Messenger RNA from Cheilinus undulatus (humphead wrasse), 330 nucleotides. RefSeq lists its product as uncharacterized. Gene Ontology annotation, cellular component: extracellular region; axon. Lineage: Eukaryota; Metazoa; Chordata; Actinopteri; Labriformes; Labridae. Gene Ontology annotation, molecular function: neuropeptide hormone activity. The record is from RefSeq and is a predicted model, not a curated record. The transcript has 2 exons. Bases 1 to 330 code for a protein of 109 amino acids. Gene Ontology annotation, biological process: digestion.
AUGGCCGGGAAAGUUUUCUUGGUGUUUGCACUGCUGGUUGCACUGCUUGUAUCCGGUGCAGCCUCUUCACUUGGAGAUGCCAGAGACACCAAUGAAUUCCAGCAGCUUCUUGCCAAGAGGAUGAAAGUGAGAGACUCAGCUGUCAAAAAGGAGCCAACACCCCAUGCUCACUCACCCCGAACGCAGAGGCGAGCACACCUGUCUGAGGAAGAACGUGAGAUAAUGACCAAGCAAGUAAUGCAAGCUAUCUCAGAGAUGAUGACUUCUGACUGCAUGUUGGAUCGGGACUACCAGGGCUGGGUGGACUUUGGACGCCGUGACACAGAGUGA